Molecule: messenger RNA, 8395 nt
Organism: Synchiropus splendidus (mandarinfish)
Lineage: Eukaryota; Metazoa; Chordata; Actinopteri; Syngnathiformes; Callionymidae
Gene: trpm6
Product: transient receptor potential cation channel, subfamily M, member 6
Exons: 43
Coding region: 521-6286 (1921 amino acids)
Biological process (GO): protein phosphorylation; protein tetramerization; monoatomic cation transmembrane transport
Cellular component (GO): apical plasma membrane
Molecular function (GO): protein serine/threonine kinase activity; ATP binding; monoatomic cation channel activity
Source: RefSeq, a predicted model, not a curated record
AACUCGGCUUCUGCGUUUAUAUUUUAGUUGUGGAAGGUUGCGCAGGAACAUCUGGUGUCGGAUGCGUGAAACCCCCGGAUCCAGUGAUACUGUACUUAUGUAUACAACAGCAGGGCAUGGAGCGAUAGCAGCUGAAACACAAAUGUUCCGAAGAAGUCGGCAGAAAUAUCAAGUACCCGCGGUGAGAAAAGACAAGGGAAAGGCCCGGAAUGAUACGGGACCUCUGAAGUUUCUCUGGAGGACUUGUUGAACUUUGGACCUGCAUCUGAUAGAAGACCUUCGAGAUCAGAGCAAAGAGAUGACGAGCCUCGAAUUCAGUCAAAUAACCCGGUGUAAAUAUCCCUGCAGCAGCGAAGUGUUCCAUUCUGCGAUGCCAUUGUCAAUUGUUCCUGGAAACUCAGCGAAAGAAUAAGAGGGAACUCCUGAAAGCUGCAUAACUGAACCGGACAGGAGCGAGACGAGACGUUUUUCCUGGGGUUUUUGUAAGCGGCACAUCUUCGUAUCGUUCUCCUGGUCCAGCAUGGGGGAUUACAUCAACUCUCCUCACAAGUCACGCAAGUCCUGGAUUGAGGAAACCUUCUGCAAGAGAGAGUGUGUGAAGUUUAUCUCAUCGUCUCGGAACCUGCACAGAUGUGUCCCAGUUUGUCAAGUGUGCCAAAAUCUCAUCAGAUGCUGUUGUGGUCGUCUGAUGGCAGAGCACUCCUGGCAGGAGUCGCUCCCUCCAGUAUCCAUCUGUCAUGGUUCUGGUGAAGAUGUGGAGGAAGACUGGGCCAUUGAACUUCACACCAAAGCCACUUCCACUGAUGCUUUUGGAACCAUUGACUUCGAGGACACGGCUACACGUGUUUGCCGAGCCAAGUAUGUUCGGGUGGCGGUGGACUCUAAAACAGAGUCCAUACUCCAGUUGAUGAUCAAGGAGUGGCAGAUGGAGAGACCCAAGCUCUUGAUAACUGUCCAGGGGGGGUCGGAAAACUUCAGUCUACCUCCGAAAGUCAAACAGGCCUUCAGCAAAGGGUUGAUGACUGCUGCUGUCAGCACCGGGGCUUGGAUUCUGACUGAUGGCAUCAAUACAGGCGUGUCCAAGUAUGUCGGUGAGGCAGUGAAAACAUUUGGCAGCCAUGACUUGAGAAAGAGGAACACAGUUGGAAUCACGCCGUGGGGAGUGAUUGACAACCACACUGACCUCAUCGGCAGAGAUGUCUUCAGGCCGUACCAACCACUGGGUAACCCACUGAGCAAGCGAGCCUGUCUGAACAGUUUCCACUCUCACUUCCUUCUGGUGGAUGAUGGGACUCUGGGAAAACAUGGCUGCCAGCAAGACCUCAGGAGGAGGUUGGAGAGACUCAUUCAGCAGCAGAAAAUCCAUCCUCGGUUAAAUCGAGGAGUUCCGGUGGUGUGUGUUGUGUUAGAAGGAGGCCCUGCGAUUGUCUCCUCAGUGUUGGACUAUGUCAGUAGUGUUCCACCUAUACCUGUGUUUGUGUUUGAGGGAUCUGGGAGGGCAGCUGACCUGCUUGCCUUCUUACACAAGUUAACGGCUGCUGAAAGACACUUGGAAGCCGACAUCAAAGAAGACUUCCUGGUCAGGAUCCGAGCUGUGUUCGGAGUGAAUGCUGCUGAAGCUUCUCACCUGUACUCACUCCUGCUGAGGUGCAUGGAUCACAGGCAGUCUAUAACCAUCUUUGACUCCGAGUCCGACGAGCAGGUCUCUCCUGAUGUGUCCAUUUUGACUUCAACUCUCAAAGGCACCAACGCCAGUCCUGCAGAGCAGUUGAGUAUGACUUUGGCGUGGGACAGAGCUGACAUUGCCCAAGACCAUGUUCUUGUGUAUGGACAACAUUGGAAGGCUGGCUCCUUGGAGCAGGUUUUGCUGGAUGCUCUGGUGAUGGACCGUGUCGGUUUUGUCAAACUUUUAAUAGACAAUGGAAUGACAAUGAAUCGCUUCCUGACUGUGUCUCGUCUGGAGGAGCUCUAUAACACGCCAUCUGGACAAAGUCACCAUUUCCUUCACCACCUCGUUGAAGAUGUCAAACAGACUUCUCUCCUGCCCAGUUACUGUCUCACUCUCAUUGACAUUGGCCUGGUGAUCGAGUACCUCAUCGGAGGUGCUUACUGCAGCACCUACACCAGAAAACAAUUCAGAGCAGCUUAUGGUCGCUUAAAGGGCAAGGAUCGGCGAAACAAUUCUCCCAGACUAUCAACAAGUGGAUUCCUUAUGAAUUCAGAGCAGGGCAGGAAUUUUAAGCACCAGCAUUUCUGCAGAACUGCUCAGCCAUACAAACAGAAAGAGCAAGAAGCAGCGCCUGCAAAUCGUCAAGUGUUUGAUUCAAGUCCUGGCUUCGUUGAGGCUCCUCUGCUUGUCCCAUUCAACUUCAACGAUCUCUUUGUGUGGGCUGUGCUUCAGCAGCGGCAGCAAAUGGCACUUUUUCUGUGGAAGCAUGGCGAGGAGGCCCUUGCACGUGCUACUGUGGCCUGUAAACUCUACCGCUCCAUGGCCUUUGAGGCCCGGCAGUGCAGCCUUGAUGACAACAUUGUAGAGCGGUUCAGCUCGUAUUCACGUGAAUUUGGUCAGCUGGCUGUGGAUGUUCUAGACUGCGCAUUCCGUCAGAACGAGCAGAUGGCAAUGAAGCUGUUGACUUCUGAGAUGGAGGCGUGGAGCCACUUCACCUGUCUGCAAAUGGCUGUUUCCUCAAACAAUCGAGCUCUGGUGUCACACUCAUGCACUCAGACCCUCCUCAAUGAUCUCUGGACCGGGCCUCUCAACAUGAGGAAGAACUCUUUCCCUAAGAUUAUUCUGAGCCUUUUGCUGCCUCCUGCCUCCCUGCUUUUGGAGUUUAAAAGCAAAGCCGAAAUGAGCCACGUGCCCCAGAGUCAUGAAGCAUUACUGUUUGGAUCUGACCUUCCAAAGUCGCCUGCAGUCAAUGAGGAAACAGACCGCAGGGGCAGUCAUGAUACCGAGCGUGGCUGCAUCUGUCCAGCACUGCAUGAGCGAUGCCCCAAAUGUCUGUCAGAAACGGUCACUUCUGUCGCAGUUUGUUUUUUUUCUGGGAUCACAAAAAUCUGUGAGGUCUACACUGCUCCUGUGGCCAAGUUCUGGUUCCACACUAUCUCGUACUUGGCAUUUCUAGUACUGUUUUCCUACACCAUCUUGGUAAAGAUGGAUGAUAAGCCAAGCAUUCCAGAGUGGCUGGUCAUUGUGUACAUCCUGACUACUGCAGUGGAGAAAACCAGAGAGGUUGCGAUGUCAGAACCCAGGAAGCUGAGACAUAAGCUGAGGAUUUGGUUUUCUGAGUAUUGGAACAGAUCUGAUGUGUUUGCCAUCGGCCUCUUUCUGGCUGGACUUGUUUUCCGUUGGCAUGAGCCAUUCCGCACAGCUGGCCGAAUUUGUUACUGCUUAGACAUCAUAUUUUGGUUUGUCAGGCUGUUUGAUCUGCUGGCUGUCAACCAACAUGCGGGCCCAUACCUCAUGAUGAUCACCAAAAUGACCAGCAGCAUGUUCUUCAUCGUGGUCAUGUUGGCAAUAGUGCUGCUGGCCUACGGAGUGUCCAGAAAAGCCAUCCUGUCCCCAAACGAGGCUCCGUCCUGGACACUGGCACGCGACGUUGUGUUCCAGCCCUACUGGAUGAUCUACGGAGAGGUUUAUGCGUCAGAGAUGAAGAACUGUACAGAUGCUCAAUCAUGUCCUCCUGCCCACUUUCUGCAGGCGGUGUACAUGUUUGUGCAGUACAUCAUCAUGGUCAACAUUCUCAUAGCUUUUUUCAACAACAUAUAUUUCGACAUGGCAUCAACAUCCAACAAGCUUUGGAAGUACAACCGUUAUCGCUUUAUAAUGACCUACCAGGACAGGCCGUGGCUGCCACCACCCUUGAUCCUCUUUAGUCACAUGACCCUCGGCUUGAGAGCCAUCUAUAGGCGGCUAAGGGGGCAAACAGGACAUGAUGAAAAAAGGACUGGACUUAAGCUCUACCUCAGUCAUGAGGACCGGAAGAAGCUUCAUGAGUUUGAAGAAAAAUGUGUGCAUGAAUUUUUCCAUGGAAGCCGUGAUUCCCAGCAAUGCAACCAGAAAAAUCGGAUCAGAAUCACAGCUGAGAGAGCAGAAGAGAUGUCCCUGAUGGUGGGGGAGGUCACCGAGAGGGUCAGCGCAAUACAGGACAGCCUUUCAGAGUUGGACUGUCAACUCGGGAAACUACAAGACCUUUCUGUGUUGGCUGUAGACACAGUGACCCUUCUAUCUGCUUCGGACAUAAGAUCAUCUCAACACGUUCUUCCACACAGCUGGAGUCUCCACCACAGUGAUGAGUCAAAUGUGAAGCGACUCAUGGCCCAGAAGUGCAAAAGUACACCAUCCUCGUUGCUCAAGGGUAAUCUAUUAUCCAGCAGAUGGGUGUCGCAGGAGGGCCAAGUUGUUGGUCGGAUGAGGGAGGGGAUUGAGGAACGAAAGAAAACACAUUUUUCUGAUGGUUUUCGCCCUAUUGAGAGGCGGCCUGCUCUGUCUAAGUCGGCCUUUUCUCAGUUUAGUGGACGUGGAUAUCAUUCAAGUGAUCUGCUGGAUCAGAAACUCUGUGAGUCCAACGGGGCGUCACGCUGUGGAUCUUCCCUUUCAAAUAAGACUGCGGACAGAUUAGUGCUCCACUUGCAGCCCAGCCAGGAGGACACAUCUAUGGAAGAAGAGGAGUUUGAGGACUUGAAUGAUGAUGACAGCAGAUCGGGGGUGGAAUUGUUAGAAAAGGUUUCAAGUCUGCCUUUGACUAGAACCGACACCAAGCCUCUGUCUGCAAACCCUGGAUUCAGUCUGGAUGACAGCGAACCCAACAAUCUGGAAAUGAUGUUUCAACCAAAGGACAGAUUCUAUGGCCAUUGUAGGUCUCUGUCUGCCAGCGUGGAGAACAUGACCUUUUCUGGACCAACCUUCAGCCCACAGAGAGAGUCGUAUACUCGCAUUAAUAAACAAAGGGGGAGCAAUGGUCAUGUGAUAACUCUUGGGGAAGAUGAUUCUUUACAAUGCAGCAGGAGAAGAGAUUGGUCCAAGUCCUUAGACUUGUCUCAAGUGCUUGGCGUAAGAAGAACAAUUCACUCAAGAAAGACUGUCAAGAUCCAAGGCAUUUCACAUCUAUCGGACACCUCUUGGAGGAGACGCCAGAGGUUGGAAGAUAAAGCUACGUGCUGGUCGGCCUCUGCCAGCCUCAGUCAGCUCAAUUUUGAGCCGGUGGAUCGCCCUCUCAGGCUGAAGCCUUCUCACCAGGAGGUUUGGAGCCCCAGUCCUUCAGCAUGGAACAGCUGGACCAGAUCUGUGAGCCCCAGGUUCUCUUUACGAAGUGGAGUUGCAUCUGAAGCUCCCAAGAGCAGGAUCUUCCAGUCCUCGGAGGAUUUGUAUCCACAUUACUCAGCCAUGGAAAGGAACAAUCUGAUGAGAUUGGCUCACAGUAUCCCGUUCGCUCCUGUCUCUCCGAUGGGAGGAGACGAAGUGAGUGUCUACACACUGAUGGAGCUGCCCUCAGCAACUGUCUCGGGUUCGCCUGUACUCUCCUCGUGGUCGUCGCAGGGCUUAUCAGCCGUGCUGCAGCCCCUGCCGAGCGAGGAGGGCUCUCUGGAUGGGGGCUUGAGACAGGGCUGCCGGGUGCUCUGUGCUUGGGCGGAGUCUAACGUCCUCCGACCGGGUCUGGUUUAUGUGGUGAAAGCCUUUCGACCUGAGGUGGUCGAUGUUUGGCAGAAAUUCUUCCAUGGUAGCACAGCGCUCCAGCUCUGCUUAAGAGAGAUCCAGCAGCAGAGAGCUGCGCAGAAAAUGAUGCAUGUUUUCAACCAAAUGAAGCCUGCAGACAUGCACUUCUCACCCAGAUUUCUUGACGUGUCUCUGGUUCUAUGGCACUCAAAUGGCCAAUGGCUGACCAUAGAGAGGGAGUUGCCAGGAAGAUUUCGGAAAUACAACAAUAACACUGGAGAGGAGCUCAGACCAGAGUGUUUUCUGGAAGAGUUGCUACUUGCUUUUUCUCACUGGACCUACGAGUACUCUGGCAGGGAGAUGCUGGUGCUCGAUCUACAAGGAGUGGCAGAUGAGUUAACUGAUCCAACAGUCGUCAUGGCCUCUGAUCAAAGCAGCUGCAGAGGCGAGAUGCUGUUUGGUCCUGACAACUUAGGAGAAGCUGCCAUCCACGGAUUCCUGCGAAAACACGUGUGCAGUUCCGUCUGUGACCGACUGGGCCUGUCAGGGAGGCCUCUGGACCAAGAGGUAGAGAGCGGCGCCGCGGUGGGUGCGUCCGACGAGGAAGAAUAUGAUUCUCAUAAUCUAUGAAGCAGAAAGUAGGAAUUCACCAGCAUCUUAAUCGUAUGUUCGGUCACGCUGCGGCGUCAUGAUAUUUCAGUACAUCAUUUUGCUCAUUGUAGUAUAUAAACAAAGGCGCAGUUAUCUCUAUUUUUCUAUCGUUGUGACUACUGAAGCACGUUGAAAAUUCUCCACAAGUGAUUCAAAGAAAGCAACUCUGGAAUUCACCCAUAAAAUGUCUUUUUAUUUCGUCUUCCCACAUCAAAAUGUCUACAAAAGCGAUAAAAUAUAGAAUUUUAACAAAAAUGACUCCAGACCAUAACAUUGUAUGUACAUUUCAAAGGAGGACUCUGUGAGGGUCCUGCAUAGCGCUGAACUUGUACCCACUCUGACCCGCCACAUGAGAAUAUUUGCGGCUCUUAGUUGAGAAAGCAUGCGGCGUACACACACUCGUACUUUGAUUCUCAGGCAAAAGAUGAAAACCGCUGAAAAGACCGAGGACAGAUAGUAGAGUGGAGCACAGAGUCCGACAGAAUCCCCUUUCAUCAGAUAAAAAAAAGCAAACGCUUGACUGUCAGUGUAAUCAAGUACACAGAUUUCAUGGAUUUUAGAUUGACUCCUCAAGUAGACUCAGACAGUGGAGCAUCAAUCUGCUAGUUGUCCUUUUUUUUAUUACUAGCUAUGGCACUUUGAAAACAAAAGAAAACAUGUUUAUACAUCAAGUUUGUUGUGUUUGUUUCAUUAGUUGAAAAAAAGAGGUUCCGUAACCAAGUUCCAUUUUGGGGCUGGAUACAGGUUGCUACGGUUGCUACAUUUUGUUUUAUUUGCUCUUUCUGGGAGGCAAACACAUUCUAAACAAUAAAUUAACAGUUUUCAACUCCAAUUGCACACAUCAAGAAAAGCUUACAAAGCGUCGGUAGAGCGAGCUCACUCUCACACCGCCUCUCUUGCUCACAUGCGCACUCUUGUACCAGUGUUUAUCGGAGUGUACAGUAUUUUUGACAAUGCGUACGAAAAGCAUUUGGAAAUUUCGGCUGUUUGAACCGUCUCGUCGGCUGUGGACGAGUGCUAUUGUGCGUUUUGUGGUGUGUUAGUAGAAUGGUAAAGGCUCAGGAUGUGUUCAGCCUCUCACACUGAACAGGCUACUCCAUAACAUUCAGAAAAGAUGACCCUUUCUCAUUGUCUCCCACACGAGGUCAAGGGUCUCUAAUCCGGUUUCAAUAAGGCCAGUUCAGCAAGAGCCGUUCACUGACAGGUUGUACCAACUCACACAUUCAAAGGUUGAACAAAAAGUCAAUUUAAACAACAUAGUUUAAAUCCAUCGUGUAUAAAUAAGAGAAUUUUAUUUCAAAAGUUCUUCAUGUUAUGAAAAAAAGGUUGCUUUGAACUGACUGGAUUGACGUGAAGUUCGUCCUAGGCCCGUUUCCCGCCCUGCCAAUGCCCCUCCCCGCCCACAAUAUGAUUAGAAGAGAAAACACAAAGUCCCAAAUGUUUCAUUGCAAUGAAACGUCAUGCAAAUAGAACAGAACAACGAUAGGCUAAUAGUAAUAGAAGAAUAGUAGUCAUAAUAAGAACAAUAAUAAUAGUAAAUAGUAAUAAAAUAAAAAAUAAUCUUACAAUGCAAACAUGACAGUAGUAAAUGCCUCCAGUUCUUAUUGCUACAGUUUCUUACUUACAGUGUUGUGUUGCCACUUGCUCUUGCCAGCACAGCCCCUCUCACAAACCUAAUCCCACCCCUCUGAUUCACAGUCUAAAAAGGGAAAAUAAAAACAUCACACAUAAAAGGUUCAUUUUCAGAGUCAGAAUUCACUGUCCCAGUCACGCUUGAUUCACAGCUUACUUUCCACACUGUCCCUCAAAGCAGCAACGCAGCAGUAAACACCAGUGUACACGGAUGACACGAGCAUACUGAUACAUAGGAUAAUGAUUUUUUUUUUUUUUUUUUAAACAAUGCUCAUCAUAAAUUCUGAAGCGAUUUUUAGACAGUGAAUUCAUGCUCUGUAUGCUCAUCCACGCAGACACUUAUAACCAAAGCCUUGUCUGGGCAGAUUGCUGACACACCUGUGCCGGAAGUACCGAAUAAGUACUUUUCUUUUUUUUUUUUUUUUCCUUUUUUUUAAAUUUGCAAAAAACAUUAAA